Prorocentrum cordatum is the source of this 1278-nucleotide messenger RNA. The record is from the annotation of a GenBank genome assembly. Lineage: Eukaryota; Dinophyceae; Prorocentrales; Prorocentraceae.
AUGCAUCCCAACGCGAAGCCCACCCAGAAGCCCACCGCGGAGCCCACCGCGAAGCCCACCGCGGAGCCCACCGCGGAGCCCACCGCGGAGCCCACGGCGGAGCCCACCGCGGAGCCCACCGCGGAGCCUACCGCGGCACCCACCGCGGAGCCCACCGCGGAGCCCACCGCGGAGCCCGCCGCCAGCGAAGACGACGACGACGACCCAGAGGGCCCCUAUUGUUGCCUGGCGGGCACCGGCAAGGGCGCCAGCUUCUGCAGCGAGUGCUUCGACGCCGCGAAGGCGUUCGCGGGCAGCGUGUGCGGGAACUCCAGGAGCUCGUGCGAGUCGUGCGGUGGCGGGGCCACCUGGUGCGACGAGGAAGACGACGCUGCUGGCAAGGCCGACGAGGGCGACGCCUCUGACGAAGAGGACGGUGGCGAGUGCUGCCUGGCCGCGGCCGACCACGGCGACUUCUGCGCCUCCUGCUACCCGACCGCCUGGGCCAAGCGCGGAGGUCAUUGCGGUGGCAGCAGGUCACAGUGCGAGGGCUGCCACGGCCUCGCGACGUGGUGCCCUCGCUCGAAGGGCGCCGGCCAGGAGGACGCGGUGGCUGCGCCGCGGGAGCCCGACGAGGAGCCCGACGAGGAGGACGGCCCAGAGGGGGGUGAGGAGCAGGAGGCCGACGUGCCGGAAGACUCGGACGGGUCGGACUUUUGCUGCCUGGCGGGCAGCGACAUCGAGGACGUCUGCGGCUCCUGCUUCUCCACGGCCGUGGCGAGGAGGAGCUCGCACUGCGGGGCCUCCAGGAGCGGGGCUCGCUCCGCGGCCACUCAGGCCACGUGGUGCAGUACUUCUCCGGCGUUGGUCGAUGGCUCAGACGACUCGAUGGAGCUGAUGUUGCACCUAGAGGACAGCGAGUACAAGCCGCGCGCCGGGGAGCCCAUCGUGAUCAAGAUACACAACAGGACGUUCCAAGCGGAGGUGGUCGGCGGCAUCUCGGAGGAGGACCUUCAGCGGGCGAUCGUGCGGAAGUCCUCCGAAAGCGGCUCGGGCCGCUUGAGGCGCGCCGUCAGCGCCGCGCUUCCCGGUCCAGCGAGGUGGCCCGCGGCGGCCUGCGCAGCAGCCGCUGCGCUGGCCGCGGCGGCGGCGCUCUCGGCUGCGGCCGCGCGGUGCCGGGCGCGGCCGCCCGCCGCGGGGCCGCUUGCCGCCCCCGCCGGCAGGGGCAGCUCGCUCGCGCUCGCGAGGGCCUACGAGGCGGUGCAGGGCAGCCCGCCGUCGGAAGCCGAGGCCGCCUGA